Molecule: messenger RNA, 985 nt
Organism: Bolinopsis microptera
Lineage: Eukaryota; Metazoa; Ctenophora; Tentaculata; Lobata; Bolinopsidae
Product: neuronal pentraxin receptor-like
Exons: 2
Coding region: 31-792 (253 amino acids)
Source: RefSeq, a predicted model, not a curated record
GCGUCCCACUAGCUUAUUCCAGUUCUCACGAUGCGACUUACGUUCCCUCUUGCUCUGUGUGCCCUGGCCGCACUCUGUGUUGCAGGCUCUCUAGACAAACUACUCCGCUUCCCGGAGGAGUUGUCAACAAGUAACUUCGUGAUCCUAAAACCUGAUCUCAGUGCUGCACAACAGGAGUUUUCUGUCUGUACUUGGCUCAAGAAAAGGCUUGAUCAGAGCAGACUCGGGGUUCCUUGGUUCAGCUACGCAGUGGCAGGUAAAGAUAACUCCAUCCUUCUCAAGGCAGCUCGUCAUCACCACAUCACCACAAAUGUCAGACUGUUUAAUGUGGAGUACGACACUACGAUUAUGCGGGACGAAUGGUACCACCUCUGUUUCGCCUGGAAAUCUGGAAGAGCAGACUUCUACAUGAACGGAGUGUGGGUUUACAUGAGUGGAGUCCACCCUACAGGGCAGAUACCACUAGGCGGUACUCUGGUCUUAGGACAAGAACAAGACACUCCGGGAGGAUCUUUUGAUAUAAACGAUGUGUUUGCAGGCGACAUGUACCAGCUGAACGUGUUUAAGAAGAAACUGACGCUGGGGGAAGUGACCGAGAUGUACUACAACGGACGCUGCGCAGAUCUGUGCCGCGCACUUGCGUACGAGGUGGUCCUCAGUUGGGAUGACAUUUUAAAGAAGGGAGUGAAGAAAGGAGACGUAAGGGAGGAGGAUAGCGAGUGUAACAACUGGGGCCUUGUGAGCGACGUGGCUGACUUGCUGGUUCAGCAUCUCAACACAAGACCUCGUUAAAUGAACUGACUUUGGUCAAUGAAGUUUUGCCUUAGUAGCCGUAGUUAAUGGUUUUAAUAGUUAAUAGUUGUAUUUUACUUUAGAAAAAAAAAAUUAUAUAUACAAAUUUUUUUUUAAAAAUCAUAGUUUAUAUUAUAGUUUUUGUCAAAAAUGUUAUGUAGAUGAUUCUCAAAAUAAAUUUUCUUUUGAAGAA